UUCCCCAGGCGCUUGCGCAUGCCUGCGGGGGCGGAAGACGCGGGCUGCGACAUGGGAGACCCGGAGCCGGAAUCGGAGCAGAUUCGCCUGAAGUGCAUACGGCGGGACGGUUUCUUCACGGUGCCUCCGGAAGAUAGGCUGGGACAGUGUCGGAGUGUGAAGGAGUUUGAAAAACUGAAUCGGAUCGGGGAAGGCACCUAUGGUAUUGUGUAUCGGGCCCGAGAUACCCAGACAGAUGAGAUUGUGGCCCUGAAGAAGGUUCGGAUGGACAAGGAGAAGGAUGGGAUCCCUAUCAGCAGCCUCCGGGAGAUCACGCUGCUCCUUCGGCUUCGUCACCCCAACAUCGUGGAGCUGAAGGAGGUGGUUGUGGGGAACCACCUGGAGAGCAUCUUCCUAGUGAUGGGAUACUGUGAGCAGGACCUGGCCAGCCUCCUGGAGAACAUGCAGACACCCUUUUCAGAGGCUCAGGUGAAGUGCAUCAUUUUGCAAGUCCUCAAGGGCCUUCAGUACCUUCACAAGAACUUCAUUAUCCACAGGGAUUUAAAGGUUUCCAAUUUGCUUAUGACUGACAAGGGCUGUGUUAAGACAGCUGACUUUGGCCUGGCCCGGGCUUACGGCGUUCCCAUGAAGCCCAUGACCCCCAAGGUGGUUACGCUGUGGUACCGAGCUCCUGAACUCCUCUUGGGAACAGCAACCCAGACCACCAGCAUUGACAUGUGGGCCGUGGGCUGCAUCUUGGCUGAGUUGUUGGCUCACAAGCCCCUCCUCCCGGGUAGCUCUGAGAUCCACCAGAUCGACCUGAUCGUGCAGCUGCUGGGGACACCCAAUGAGAACAUCUGGCCGGGCUUUUCUAAGCUGCCCCUGGUCAGCCAGUACAGCCUGAGGAAACAGCCCUACAACAACCUCAAACACAAGUUUCCGUGGCUUUCUGAGGCAGGCUUGCGUCUGCUCAACUUCCUCUUCAUGUACGACCCCAAGAAAAGGGCCACGGCCGGGGACUGCUUGGAAAGCUCCUACUUCAAAGAAAAGCCGCUUCCCUGUGAGCCAGAGCUUAUGCCCACCUUCCCUCAUCAUCGGAACAAGCGGGCUGCCACGAGCGCCGCCACCAACACAGGAGCCGAGAGCCAGAGCAAGCGCAGCAAGCCCUGAGGCGGCGGACCAGGGAGACGGAGGCUGCGCAGUUGGGCAAAGACUGAUUUGUAAGUAGUCUGCUGAAAGGGGCCAGCUGCCAUCCCACUGAGAAAGCUGCUCAGGUACCUCCGUGGGUGCCUCCCGGACUUCCCCUGGCCUUCUGCCCGGCGCUCCACCUGCAGGAUUACGGGGCUGGAGAGGAGAGAGAGUUUCCCCACCUGGAAGACAGACACAAGGUUUGGGGAGGGAGAGGAAGGACGGCUGGAGAGUUCCAUGUUCCAGGCUCUGUCUUGCUCUGACCUGCUUCCUUCUUCCCUGGAGAUAGGGUCCAGUAGGGUUCCGUCCUUUGCAGCAUGGACUUCCCCCCCCCCCCCCAACCUGAUCCAGCUGCCUGAUGGGUCAGAGAAAAAGCCAUAAGGCAUAAGGAUGGGGCAGGUUGGAUCAGGCCUGAUGCUGAGCGCACUUUAAGGGAAGGGAUGGUGCCGGAGGUCCCGAUGUUCACAAAGAGCUUAAGGCAACAGGGACAGGUUGUCUCUUUGUGUGAAUACUUUCCUCCAGAACCCCCCGGGGAGAAGCUUGCCAGCCUUUCACCAGUGUGCCCCGGGGACUGAUGGUGGCCAGAGACAGCCUCCCGUCCUAGAGGAGCCAAAUUAUACCCUCCGGAUGAGGGCACUGGGCAGACCGGGUUGUUCAAAUGCUGCUUUUGAAAAAUGUUUUAAAAAUUUAUCUUUGAAUGCUACUCUGGCAUUUGGCUUUGUGAAAUGGAUUGUUUUGGAGAAUAGCAGGGAAAGAGGGAGUCAAGGGGAAUGGGCAGGAAACACCAGGGUGGGAGGGAAGAGAAAGGGGAAAAAACUGCCAUUUGGUUUUUGCCUUUCAGUGAAGGCACCUAACGUUCCUGCCCAGAAUCUAAACUGGGGUGUCCGGGGAGAGGGGAGGGCCAGAGACCAUCCUGGGAUACCCUCAUGGCACUUGCCUCACAAGGCAGGGCCUGGUGGGAAAUCCCCCACUCCAAGCAGCACUUCCCUAGCCAGCCCCCUCCCUUUAAAGGAUCCUGCCGGAGACAGGAAUGGAGCCUCCCUUCCUCCCACUUUCUCCCUUUAGGGUCAUGGGAUUUUAGGGUUGGAACAAACUUCUCAGCAAUGUAUGUGGUGCCUAUUUUGUGCUGGGCCCCAUGACCUCAGCCCUCAUUUUGAGGAGACCAAAGACUGGGGCCCUGGUGACCAGCCAGGGUAGCUGCAGAGCUGGGCCCCAGCUUUCAGGCAUCGUGCUUCCCUUUUCAUGGCUUUGGUUUCUUCCCAUCCUCGUGCCUCCUGAUUUAAAAGGGGAAGUCUUGUGGGUGGUGAGCCAGGCUCCUCGAUCUGACCUCCCCCUCUGUCCGCCUUCAGCUCCUGCUGCUCCUUGAGGAGCUCAGGCCUGCUUUGCCAAGGUCAUCCAGGGAGGAGGGAGUGGGCUGUUCCAUCCCCUAUCCAGGCCCAGUGACUGGCCUUGGAUCCAUUCUGGAGGUCAUCCCUCCUUCCUGGGGAGCGAGGUAAGGCCCGCCCUUGGUGCGCUUAAGGCCCCACAGUAAGUGCUCUGGCCGAGGACUCGCCUCUGGACAGACAGAAUUCUCCCUUGGGUCACUGGGGCUCUUCUGUGCUCUCCAGUAUUAUUCCCACUGCCCAAGUGCAGAGAGAAGCAUGAGGGGCUUCACCUCCCAAGCCAUUUCCCCGCAGAGAGAGGAAAAAUAAGGGUUCUUGGCUCUCCCUCCCUCCUCUGACCCAGGAUCCAGCAGUUCCCAGCCUCUUUUCAGAAAAGGCUAUUGAUAGUAAGUGAAGGCAUUCACUCAAGUAUUUUAAAAAGCACCUUUGUGAGGAUGGAGCACCCAGCCCCCAAACCUGCUCCUUCACAGAUGACUUUCCUUGGUGUAGUGGGAGGCUGGCCUUAACCGUGGAGGUGUUUUUGCAAAUACAUUUCUCCAUGGCCACUUGGGAAGAGACAGUUUCUAAAUUUGGAUCUUUUCUCAGCAACCAGCCUUGUAAACUUUCUUGGUAACGUCCCCUUUUUGCUGACUCUUGCCUGUAAAAUUCACCAUUUUCUUACCUCCCACACCCUGCUUUUAAUGCAAAUUUAUCAAUAAAACAGGAUUUUUUUUUUUUAAA
Molecule: messenger RNA, 3269 nt
Organism: Sarcophilus harrisii (Tasmanian devil)
Lineage: Eukaryota; Metazoa; Chordata; Mammalia; Dasyuromorphia; Dasyuridae
Gene: CDK10
Product: cyclin dependent kinase 10
Exons: 14
Coding region: 19-1149 (376 amino acids)
Biological process (GO): regulation of mitotic cell cycle; protein phosphorylation
Cellular component (GO): nucleus
Molecular function (GO): ATP binding; cyclin-dependent protein serine/threonine kinase activity
Source: RefSeq, a predicted model, not a curated record